AUAGCUGGGCGAAAGAGGCACGAUUUUGUACGGCGGGGGUCAGGAGGCUGCAGUGGUAGGGGACUGCAGUGCGCCGGGUACCACAUCUCGCCCCCCGAGAGCGUGUCGGUGAUCGGCUCCCCUCGAAAGAGCCUGCUCCUGGCAAGCUGCGACGUGAUCGAUGCCGCUGGACACGGAGCUCCAUAAGUCUGCCCACAAAGGGGAUAUCCAGAGCGUACGGCAACUUGUGGAAACCGGAGAGGUCAACGUCAACCAGAAAGGCGCGCAGGACCGAACUGCCCUACACAGGGCCGCCGGCGCGAAUCAUGUGGGUAUCAUCAUUUACCUCCUACAAGCAGGAGCUCCCGUAAACACCGCGGACAGAUGCCUUCGAACGCCAUUGCACUGGGCGGCCAUCAGCGGUCACCUUGACGCUACUCAGCUGCUUUUGGAAAGGGGGGGCGAUCUACGAAGCAAGACCGUGAGCGGCAUGAAUCCUCUCAUGUGCGCUGUGCAGCAACGAUGGCAUUCGGUGGCGGAAGCAAUCCUGGAGUGGUCGGAAGGCUGCACUGAGGAUGAGGAGGGAGUGGACGGGCCGGUCCCUUCCCCCGCUGAGUUGUGCUCGGCCACGGAUGCUGAGGGGAAGACGGCGGUGGUGUUCGCGAAAGAACUUGGUGAUGUCCCGAUGCAAAAAUUGCUCAAGAGCUACAUCCCGAAACAGCCCUCGGCCUGGUGUUGCGGCGGUGGUGCCGCGAAGCAGCAACUCUCGGCGGUAGCGGUGCCACCGACAGCAGAAGAGCCUACCAUGGCGCCCGGACACAGUCGCCAAUCAGGCGACGACCGUGUUGUUGCUACUCCGGUGUCGAACGAGGUCGGCAGCGGCAAGGCGGCCGAUGGCGGUGGUGGAGGCGGCGGCGGCGGCGGCGGCGGCGGGUGGUUUCGGCGAGGCAAGCGGGACAGCCACGCCGGAAGCGACGGCACGCAGCGCAGAGUCCUCGGGCUCUGA
This is a messenger RNA of Ectocarpus siliculosus, 985 nucleotides long. The record is from the annotation of a GenBank genome assembly. Lineage: Eukaryota; Phaeophyceae; Ectocarpales; Ectocarpaceae.